This is a messenger RNA of Microthlaspi erraticum, 972 nucleotides long. Lineage: Eukaryota; Viridiplantae; Streptophyta; Magnoliopsida; Brassicales; Brassicaceae. The record is from the annotation of a GenBank genome assembly.
AUGAUGGUUAAGGAGUGUGAAGACCGAAUUACACAGCUCGAGGGAUCUUUGGGAGACAUACAUGGAGAGGUCUCAGCAAUCAAGGCUGGCUGUGAGAGCAUGUCAUCACGGCUUGGAGUGUUGGAAACACAUAUGACAUCGAUUGCUCAAAUCCUUUCACGCAUCGAAGCUAAUUCUUCCUCAGGACAUGGUCAAACUAGCGGCACUAAAUCAUCAUCGCUUGAUUCACCUCAGGUAAAUCAUCCUCUUCUUGACCUGGAAGCUAAAUCGCUAGGGAAACGUUUACUGUGCAUACAACAAACUGGAGAGAUUGCAGAGUAUAUCAACGAGUUUGAAGAGUUAUCAACUCAAGUGACUGGUAUUAGUGAAGCCACCUUGACGAAUGCCUUUUACAAUGACUUAAAACCUACGAUGAAGGAAGUUAUAGAGAUGAAAGAUCCUCAAGGAUUGACCAAUCACAAGGCAGCUGUUAUGAAGAUGCAAUCUUCUGGCUUUUUUCAGACGGCCUUAUCGAGCGUUCGCGUCCUGAGCCGAACACCGGCCGAUCAGGAACGAACGUACCGUGAUCGUCCCGCGCACAACAUCCGCGCCAUCCCGCCAAGUCCACGGCCGAGCUCACGUACCGACCCGGGAAGCAACGUCCCGCGGUCGAGCCGUUCUUGCCUCGCCACCACAAGCCGUGCACGACCGCGCCCGCGAACCGGGAAGCAAUGUCUCGCGGCCGUGCGGCACAACCCAUGUCCCACGGCCGAUCCAUCCGUCCGACCAGGAAGGCUUCGUCCCACGUCCGGCCAAAACCUUUGGCCAAUCCAUCCAUCCGCCGACCACGACGGCCGAACGAAAACUCUCGGCGUGCCGAUAGCCGACCACGACCCGAUAGCCGGCCGAUCGUCCCGACCGACCGUCCGAACGUCCGAUCGACCCGAAGCCCGUUUUGAAGCCCGUUUCACACGUUUUCACGGCCCGGCUUAA